AGUGGCCCAUUUCACAGAAAACUCCCAACAGAGAAAGAGAGAGAGAGAGAGAGAGAUUCAAUGGCGACAUCGAAGCUGCAAGCACUAUGGAAUCACCCUGCUGGCCCUAAAACCAUUCAUUUUUGGGCGCCGACCUUCAAGUGGGGCAUUAGCAUAGCCAAUCUUGCCGACUCUCUUAAACCCCCGGAGAAAGUUUCAUAUCCCCAGCAGAUUGCUGUUACAGCAACCGGUGUCAUCUGGUCGCGCUACAGCACCGUUAUUACUCCCAAAAACUGGAAUCUUUUCAGUGUUAACAUUGUAAUGGCUGGUACUGGAAUUUACCAGCUUUCCCGAAAAAUCAGGCACGACUACUUCAAUGAGGAGGAGAAGGCUGUUGUGGCGAAAGAAUAAUGACGAAAAGUCACGUUGCUGUUUAUUACGUUGUAGUAGAUUCGAUUUCCCUGAUUGCCUUUUACCAUGGUUUUUUUUUUCCUUUUUUUUCCCUUUAUUUUCUUUUCGUAUUUAUCCUCCAGUCACACUGAUCUUGGAUCAUCAAAUGUAUUCUUGAGAAUGACUGAAAAUAAUUUAUGAAUCUCUUGUCCUAUUUCAAAACAUCAAAUGUAUUCUUGAGAAUGACUGAAAAUAAUUUAUGAA
Erythranthe guttata (spotted monkey flower) is the source of this 633-nucleotide messenger RNA. RefSeq names its product mitochondrial pyruvate carrier 4. The record is from RefSeq and is a predicted model, not a curated record. Gene Ontology annotation, cellular component: mitochondrial inner membrane. Gene Ontology annotation, biological process: pyruvate import into mitochondria. NCBI's taxonomy places the organism in Eukaryota, Viridiplantae, Streptophyta, Magnoliopsida, Lamiales, Phrymaceae.